Marasmius oreades (fairy-ring Marasmius) is the source of this 612-nucleotide messenger RNA. RefSeq lists its product as uncharacterized. Bases 1 to 612 code for a protein of 203 amino acids. NCBI's taxonomy places the organism in Eukaryota, Fungi, Basidiomycota, Agaricomycetes, Agaricales, Marasmiaceae. The transcript is spliced from 2 exons. The record is from RefSeq and is a predicted model, not a curated record.
AUGCUUGCAGGAAUCCCAGUCUGGUAUGUUCGACCUCUCAAGAAGAAGGAUGUGACUCGGGUGGAUAAGUGGCUUGAAUUUGACACAUCUACAAGCUAUCCUCUCCAGGACACAGGCCUUAGCCUGUCGUUCGAUGAUGUGUCACCUCCUCACCCUGAGGUUUUCAACGGCUUUUCCAAUGACACGUCUAGGUAUAGAGCGAUGGCUUCAUUCAUGCGUCGCUUCUCCACCAUGAACGUAUACAUGGAAAAGACCUUGUUUACAGUAUCCGAUAACAAUACCCUUCCUUCCUCCUCUAUGCCAUCAAGAUCCGUACUCAUAUUCAUAGGACACAUUCCUUUUGCCAAACCAUCGUCUUCCAAGCAACUGCAGAUAGAACGGAACAAGUUUGUUGACAUUGAAUCGCCAUUGAUGCCCAGGGCUAUCAAACCAUGGGCGGCAGCUUCCCAAAGUGCUGGCGUAGGUUUUGACCCCAAUACACCACCUCUGAACGGCCGCGAUAACAGAUACGCUCUUCCUGACCCCAAUAUCAUCACAGGGACAGCUAAUGCAGUUACCCGUGAAGCUUUCCUGAGGACAUGGCUGAAGCUACGCCCUGUUCUCCUCUAUUGA